GCAAACCCCAUCCUGGCCAUGACCUGAACCAGAGAUGAGCUGAGAAACCGAAUAAACACGAGAGAAGAUCCCGCUUAUAGUCCCUACCAAACAUGCGCCAUGAACAAGCGCCAGCACGGGGAGUCAUCGCUGUCGCAGCCACCAGAGCAUCCCAGCAUCACCACCAACUCUGCUCCCAACAAUGACAACAGCCUGUUGCCCAUCAAUGACCUGCUCUCCUCCACGGACGAGCAGCAUCCUCCUGCUGCUCAUGUUAAGAGGCCCAGGCACUUCAUUGCCUCAGUGGUAUUACGAACCCUGUGUCCUGUCUUCUCUCGACCUUUAUUUGCAUAUAUAGAGUGGUAACAGAGUUAUCCAGGCAUGCGAGAACUGUCGACUCAAGAAGACGCGAUGCGAUGAGUCCAGGCCCAGGUGCGGCUUGUGUAAGUCGCUGGGGUUGGAAUGUGUCUAUAAUGACCGUAAAUCUACCAAACGAGAUCAGUCGUUGAGCAUGAUCAUAAGCACGCUCCAUCGACUAGAGACCAAGCUGGAAGGUCUCCCAUCAACCAUCUGCAAUGAUAUGCAAUCUGUCGUCCAGGGACAGGUGCUUCAUGAUUUCAAGGGAUCGCAUCAUCUACAGGGUCUUAGUCCUGGUGGACGCAUGCUGCGUGUCCCGUCGACAACACCUGCAAUCGAAGAGUCCGACAAAUUCGAUAUCGAAAAGCAGCACCAGGAUGACGCUGAUUCUACAGGACAAAUAUCCAUUUCUUUCAGCCAGCAUGGUGUGAUCCUCUGGCCGGGAGCGCGGAAGAUCCUGCCAGAGGCAAUCCUCACAGCGCAUGAGGCGCUCGGGGAGAACUACGUUAUUGAAUCUGAGAUGAAUCGCCCUCCGUUACCCAUGUAUAUCCAGCCAUUCCCUCCACAAGCCGGGGAACAUUGGCUCGAGGCUCUCCCCGUUACGGUGGUCAAGGGUCUCUCUGAUUCAUUUUUCGCCAUAUUCAACCCAUUCACUCCCAUUAUCGACAAAGUCUUCUACUUCACAUUUACGCUGGGAGCAGCGAUAGAGAGCGGAUUCGGCUACACCAUAGAGAGCUGUCUGGUGCUCAAUGUCAUGGCCUUGGGCUGUCUGGCUGUCCGGGCUCUGCAGGAGGGUAACUAUCCGCUUCCUGGAACAAGGAGCCAUCGCUUCGAGCCGCCGGACUGGAUGAGUGUGGUUCAUGAGGAGCCGUCAGGUUUACGCUUCUUUAAUGAAGCCCGAAGACGCAUUGGGUUUUUGAUCUGCGGCAAUGACAUUCAGAGCUGCCAAUUCUAUCUGCUAUCUUCCGUGUAUUAUACCCAAAUACUCCGCCCUAUGGACUCAUGGGCCAUGAUUCACCGCGCCGCAACGUGUUGCCUUUCAAUGUUGACAAAUCACCGAGUUAACUUCGACGAGUGGGAAGGCGACAUGAAAUCCCGGGUGUUCUGGAACUGCCUCAUGGUCGAGACAAUCCUUGUACAAGAGCUCCAUCUUCCCCCCAGCGGACUCCUGCGAUUAGAAGAACUGGUUCCUAUUCCCAAGUUUAUUGGGUUUGAAACUGCAGGAUUUGUGCCGGCCAAGUUUCCAUCGCUGUGCGACGAGCUGGACGAUUCCUACUUCCAGUACCACUUCCUAGCACAGGUUGCUCAUCGGAUUAUUCUCACGCGGAUACGGCAUUCCUUGUACUUUUUCUCCGACUCAGGAACCUUCCCUCUCCCAGCCAUCAACACCGAACUACACCACCAGCUCGAGCAGUGGCGCAUCAACCUCCCUCCUCCCCUCCAAUUCUCAACAGCAGACACGAGCACAAUCCCCAACAACCCAUAUGCUUCAUCCGUCCCCGCUUCCGCUUCCGCAUCUGUAUCUGUAUCUCUCUCAGCCUCCGCAUCUCCCAUGUCCCCAUUACCCAUGGACCCGCACCGGCCCCUCUCUCCCGCCUCAGCCGUCGCAGACGCCAUGCUCAGAGGCCGGUACAAAAUCGCCAAAUUCCACAUCGGCCGUCCAUACAUAUAUAAGGCGCUCCGGACCCCGUCGGCCCUGACGGAGUACGAUCUGGAACAGGUCAAAAGUGGACUGCGAAAUGCAAUGGAUUGGCCCAUUAUCCAGGGUGUAUUUAGGAAGAUGAAGAGUUGCAUUCCUAUCAAGUUUGCUUUUUGUUCACAAUUCUUCGGCCAAAUCCUCCUGUUCUACUGUAUAUCGCGCUCUCCCGAUCCUAGAAUCAGAGAUACCCUCCCUCUCGGCUGGGAAAGGUGGAAUGACGAGAUGCUUCUGUUUAUUGAGGAAUGUGCCCCAUACAGUCCGGCUAUCGCUAAGGAUUUGGAGCUAUUGCAGCUUUUGUUGGUGUAGCACCUUUCUUGCUUUCUUUUUCUUACCUCUGCUUAUUAUAUUGGAUGGGAUUCUCCUUGGCUUUAUCUUGUAUGCCCAAUAUUUCUUCCUUGUAAAUAUAAAUGUAUGGGGUAUAUAUAGGCACUGGAAUUCUCCUGAUACAUACUAAGAACCUAGUUCAUGUCAA
This is a messenger RNA of Monascus purpureus, 2507 nucleotides long. NCBI's taxonomy places the organism in Eukaryota, Fungi, Ascomycota, Eurotiomycetes, Eurotiales, Aspergillaceae. The record is from the annotation of a GenBank genome assembly.